AUGUCCGGCUCACUGAUGCCUGAGGCACAACUUUCGAACACCUUAAAUCCGUUAGCUGAACGUGGAGGUGCGAGCGCGCCACCAGCGCAGUAUGCAGCGUCUGGGUCUGAUGAGACUAUCAUCACGAACCCGCUCGAUGAGCAACCACAACUGCUUGUUCAAAGAGAAGAAAACGCUCAGCGUCAUGUACAAAUGUCUACAACCCUUGAACGCCAGCGUGACUAUGUGUUCACCCCACCCAGUGUGGAGGAACGUCUACGUCAAGCGGCCGGCCAAACAUUGGCAACGUGGGUCAUUGGCCAUGGGCCUAAGACUUUUGAGGAGGUGGUGAGCUGCCAGGCACUUCGCAAGAGGUACAUGAAGCCGCACUUAACGACUCAAAGUCAAUACAAGGCACGCCUUGACAUGCAAGCGCGCGAAACAGUGAGCGAAGAAGACGAUGCCUUUGUUCACUGGAAGCACUAUGUGCGUCGCCUCAGCAACAUUUUUGCUCUAAGGGCUAGUGCCAGUGUGGCUGACGUGCGUCUUGGACGCAAGCUUCGGUAUGAUUAUUCCAAGCUUAAGGCCAGAGGCCAAUUGCGCAAGCGCACGCGCUAUGCUUCGGCUACUAAGGUAUCCGCGAGUGCUGGUCAGUCUGUGGCCAACAACCCGCCAACCCGCACCACUAGUGGCGGGGAACGGCCUCGGCCUCGAGAUGACCAUGGCCGCGAUGCUCAAAAGUCUCCAAAGCAUAUGGGCAGUCUUGCCGAAGGGGUACCUAAAAUUCCCAUGAGUUUUCAGACUCAGGGUACCCACGCCACUUUACCAGAUAGUGUUAUUGGCCCUGACGAUGACGUCGUUUCAGUAGUCUCUCGACAUGAAACUGACGACACCCAUGCUCAUCGAGCAAAGUCGGUGGCGGCCGGUGUACCGGUGGAGGCCCACGAGAAAUUGGUUCUCGAAGUGAAGGGUCUUCAAGAGGCCUUGGGUAAGUCCCAGUGCAUGCUGGAUGCGAUGCAAAGCCGCCUUCAGGCGAUGGAGCAAGCUCAAACUCGGAGCGAGGCUCAGUUGGACUUGCUGAUUCGUCUACAGCAAUCCGGGGUAGUGCCCUUGUCGUCGGCGCAAGCACCUCCAAGUUCACAUGGGAAGGAUCCCGGUACGGCUUAA
Molecule: messenger RNA, 1146 nt
Organism: Peronospora matthiolae
Lineage: Eukaryota; Oomycota; Peronosporomycetes; Peronosporales; Peronosporaceae
Source: the annotation of a GenBank genome assembly